Messenger RNA from Dunckerocampus dactyliophorus (ringed pipefish), 3689 nucleotides. RefSeq names its product PMS1 homolog 1, mismatch repair system component (gene pms1). Bases 187 to 2889 code for a protein of 900 amino acids. The transcript is spliced from 12 exons. Lineage: Eukaryota; Metazoa; Chordata; Actinopteri; Syngnathiformes; Syngnathidae. Gene Ontology annotation, molecular function: ATP-dependent DNA damage sensor activity; ATP hydrolysis activity; ATP binding. Gene Ontology annotation, biological process: mismatch repair. Gene Ontology annotation, cellular component: MutLalpha complex. The record is from RefSeq and is a predicted model, not a curated record.
UUCCGUCGUGUGGCGAGAGUCAGUUUUAACAUUCUGAAGGAGUUUGUUAUGAGAUUUCUUACAAUACUCCAUACAAUAUAUACAAUAUUGUAUAUAGCCAGUUAUCGAUUGAUACAUCCAUGUUUAGUAUAAGCUCGUAAAUCUCCAGGUUGACAUUUAAAUGCGAUUUUAUGUAGUGGGUACAUCAUGAAGCAGCUGCCUCCAGACACCGUGCGGCUGUUGUCGAGCUCGCAGGUCAUCACUUCAGUGACGAAUGUUGUGAAAGAACUCUUGGAGAAUUCACUUGAUGCUGGGGCUUCAACCAUUGACGUAAAACUGGACAACUAUGGCUUGGACCGAAUUGAGAUACGUGACAAUGGCCAUGGAAUCAAAGCUGCAGAUGCCGCUGUGAUGGCUGUUAAACAUUUUACUUCCAAGAUACAGAGCCAUGAAGACCUGGAGCACCUUGAGACAUAUGGCUUCAGAGGAGAGGCGCUCGGGUCCAUUUGUGCUGUGGCAGAGGUGACCAUCACCACGAAGACGGAGGAUGAUCACAUCAGCACCCAGUACAUGCUUAACUUCCAAGGGCACAUCAUUUCUCAGAAGCCAAGUCAUAUCGGCCAAGGUACAACAGUCUGUGCACUGAAACUUUUCAAGAAUCUUCCUGUGAGACGACAAUACUACUCAUCUGCUAAAAGGUGCAAGGAUGAACUGAAGAAAGUGCAGGAUCUGAUGAUGGCCUACGCCAUUAUAAAACCUGGCUUAAGACUCACGCUUACACAUAACAAGGUGGUGCUUUGGCAGAAGGCCAAAGUGGCUGAUCACAGAAGUGCCCUCCUUGCGGCACUGGGGUCUAGUGCAGUAGUCAACCUACUCCCCUGUCACCAUCGCCAAGAGGAACCAGAGAUAUUUUUAGAUGGCUUUUUUCCUAAGCCAGGAGCUGAGUACUCUUCUACAAGCACUUCCGUUCCAGGUAAAACAUUUGUAUAUGUCAACAACCGGCCUGUCCACCAAAAAGACAUACUUAAGAUGUUACGUCAACACUAUACUGCGCAGUAUGCGGAAGAGUCAGCACAAAGUCGAUACCCAAUACUAAUGCUUAAAAUCACAGUUUCACCCUCUUCAGUGGAUAUCAAUCUGACACCUGAUAAGACCCAGGUUCUUCUCCAUGACAAGGAGGCCUUGCUCACUACAUUAGAAGCUCUGCUAGUUUCUCUCUAUCAUUCUGGUCGGGACUCUCCAAAGGAACAGCACAGCUUUGAAACAUCUCUUUCACCGACGCGGCAGACUGGCACUGUACAAGUGAAUUAUGAGAUAAUGAGAGAGACAAAUGCAGCACAGGACGUUGUUCCAACUGCCACAUGUAAGAAUUUCAAAGAUCCACUCAAGCAGUGCGACACUGCAGUGAAUGACAACCCUUCACCAGACGGACAGACCUCUAGCUGCAGCUCUUCGUCUUUGGUAGAAGAGGACUGGAUUGUCAACCAAAUUCCUGGUGGACUCGAGUCUAACUUCUCACUUAGUUGUGACGAAACCGUAUAUUUUCCAGGUGAAUUACCGGAAAGAUGUGAGGACAAUCCAGUAUUAGGUGCAGACUCAAGCAAACCCCAUGUAUCAGCUGAGGACUGGUGCAGGGGCACAGCUUUAACAGACCCGGUCUCACGAGAACCCCUACAACCCGUUAAAAUUCAUCUACCCGUGAUGCCAAGUCACUCUGACGUAGAUGAGAUCAAGGCUCAGAGCAGCUCUAACAAAAAGAUGGCCAAUGUCAUAACAGAUAAGCGGACCGCUCUGACAGCUUUUGACCUGAUCAGGAACCGUACAAUGAGAGCGCCGCUGUCACCUCUUACCCUUUUUAAGAAGGAGGCCCGAGUCGAGGUUCUCAGGGAGAAACCUACUGCCAGCCUGCAAGAGAUUAGCAUCGCUGUUAAUGAGAGAUGGAAACACUUGUCCGAGCAAGACCUUAAAAAGUAUGAGGAGGAAGCACAAAAACGCCUAGAAAACCACAAGCGAACUUGCACAACUAAACUGGCAAACAGUGAAGGCCUGAAAGAGCGGAAGGGCCACAAACGCAAGGCUCCACUUUCAAACCAACAGCUGCUAGACGAGCUCUUUUCUGCACAGCCCCAAAAGAAGCAGAGGAGCCCAACACUGAAGCCCUCACGGCCCUUCCACUUUUGCAUGUCAAGCCUUAAGUUGCAGCUUCAGCGCCUUUCAUCCCAGAUUGGAGCAGCACCACAGGGCCUCCGUCUUAUAAACCAGCUGGCCUCUCAGAGUGCCUGGGUCAUUUUAUGUGGUCAGAGGCUCAUGUUGUUAAACCCAUUUCGGGUGCAGGAGACAUUGCUGUUUAAGAGACUCCUACAGAAUAAUAUACUUCCAGCAGUCACUCUACAGAACCCUAUACAUGUGACAGAAGGAAGUUUAGGGGGAACGGAAUAUAUAGAGGCUUUAUGCAACAUGGAGAAACAAAACCCAGAUCUGAAUGGUGGGAUGUUCAUCUCUGACCAAAGACUUGUGGCCAAUGGGUUUAAAAUCAGACUUACUCCAGGCGUCAUGUCACCUGAGAGACAUCUGGAAGUGACAGCACUGGCAGACUGCGUACCUUUCCUCGGUAUAGAGGACCUCAGGGAGAUCAUGACUGCAGUGCAUCACAGGAAGGCCAAGUCUGUGCAGGAGUGCCGGCCACUGAAAGUUUCCAACUACCUACAAAGUGAAGCCGUUCGACUUGCCCGACAGAUGCCUGCACAUUUGUCAAGGGAGGAUGUGGAGGACAUCCUUAGACGGAUGGAAGAGCAACUUGGUGAGAACAGCCACAUCUGUUUCCAUGGAAGGCCAUUUCUACAACUCCUGUCUGAAAUCCCUCAUACUGACCAGGAGACUAAGGCACUGCUUAAACCUUUGGGACUAUAAAAGUGAUGACUAUCAAAACAACUACAGUGGAACCUCGGUUAGCGUUUUUUUUUUUUAACAUCGAAAAUUUACAGGCAAAUUUUGCCUCGAGUUGACGUACAUUUCCCAGUUAGCGUACAAUAUGGCGCUUGUCUUGUCUCGAUAUUAAAACAUUGCGUGAGUCCAACUAUGUUUGUAAUAUGUUUUUUUUUCCCCACAAAACGUUCCUUCUAGCAUGUUCCUGCUAGCAUGGAAACCAGACCUCGAAGUCACUGUCACACAUCUCCGUCGCCUUUGUAGUUCUUUGUUAACUAACGCAAUUAUGCCACAAGGCUCUGCUUUUCUUUUGAUCCCGGCUUCCAAAUAACCCACAGUGGAGCCUAAAGAAAGUUGUAAGUUCCAGCAUUUUGGUAAAGAAGGUGAGAAACACAACGGAAACAUAGGCUUCUUGAGACGUCAUCUGUACUUCUGUGAAGAAGGUGUCGGACGUUUCGCUCCUCAUCCGAAGAGCUUCGUCAUUUAAACAAAUAUACCAGGAAUCACCUCUGGAAAAAAAAAAUGUAGACAAAACUUCUAACAGCGACUGGACUGCAAAAUAUGCAAUAUAUCCAUUUACCGGAAAUGCAAUGCAGAAGCCAAUGUGUUUACUUUGGAACGAUGUACACACUGUUUCAAAGGAAUAUAACCUGUGGAGGCUCUUUUCAGACGAAACAUUGCAACUUUGAAGCAGUCCAUCCCCCCGAUUAUUGGCGGGUGGGGCAGUUCGGGACUUUAGUGACUUGCUACAGUACAGGUAAUAUGAAUCUGUUAACACUGACAAA